UAUCCGUAAGCUUGUAGUCAUCAUGAAAUCUACACGUGCUGUUUUAGCCCUCCUUUCAGUACAUUUACUGUGUUUUAGCAGGACUGAAUCAAGAAAAGAUCCAGCGGGAGAAUACUGGAGAAGCGUGAUGAAAGAUGAGCCGAUGCCAAAGGCAAUUGCAGGGCUUAUUAUGCUUAGUAACUCUGAUCAUUCGACACCAAAAAUUCCCAAAGAGAAAACCAAGUGCUCUGACCAUAAAAGUACAUUAAACUCUUUCACUGAAGACUUCGAACCUGUACCUCAUGUUACUUCUUAUCCUGACAAUGAAGCUAAAUUAUCAGUAAAACCAUUGUUUACCAAAGACUUUGAGCCAGAACCUCAAGCCACUGCUUAUCCUAACGAUGAUGUUGAAUCAUCUGUAAAACAGUUGUUUGCCAGAGACUUUGAAGCCGAACCUCAAAUGACUGCUUAUCCUAGUGAUGAUGUUGAAUCAUCUGUAAAAAAGUUGUUUACCAAAGACUUUAAACCAAGUAUGGGUGAUGUCACAGCUUACCAUGGAAAUACUAAUCGUCCUAAUGCCCAUCAGAAUUCAUUUGCUGAAGAUUUCGAGCCAACCCCACACGUUACUAAUUACAACGAGUGACGACUUCCCCAAUCUCAAGUUUACGAUCCAGUCAAGGUUGAUCAUAUUACCACUCGUUCUAUGCAUGUGUACUUAUGCUUGUAAUAAUUAAUGUACGUAUUAAGAUCUAAAAUAAGUUUUACAGAACUUGUUUGGAAUUAUGGAUUGGAGGAGGAAUAGAUUGUGUAAUGAGUGUGAUCUUAUUUAGUACUACUUAUGGUUUGAACUUUCAAAAUA
Humulus lupulus (European hop) is the source of this 838-nucleotide messenger RNA. Its product is annotated as organ-specific protein P4-like. The coding region runs from base 23 to 622 and encodes 199 amino acids. NCBI's taxonomy places the organism in Eukaryota, Viridiplantae, Streptophyta, Magnoliopsida, Rosales, Cannabaceae. The transcript is spliced from 2 exons. The record is from RefSeq and is a predicted model, not a curated record.